AGUUUUGGAGAAACAAAGGGGAGGGUGACAAAUAAGAGCAAGCGGGCCGGUCUAGAGGUAUUGGAGGACUCUUGUGGCUCAGAGUAAGACUCUUGUGGCUCAGAGUAAGACCUUUAACUCUCGCCAAGAAGUACGAUCAAAGAAAACAAUAUGCGGGGUUUGUUCUCAACAGUCGUGGUGCUUCUGGUGGCCUUGAUGAUAGUCACCACUGAAGCAGGCAAAAAUAAGAAAGAGAAGGGGAAAGGGGCCAAGGGUGGUGCCUCUGACUGUGCUGAAUGGCGCUAUGGUAGCUGUGUGCCUAACAGCGGAGACUGUGGAGUCGGUGUCAGAGAGGGUACCUGCAACGACCAGAUGAGGAAACUGAAAUGCAAAGUGCCUUGCAACUGGAAGAAGGAGUUCGGCGCUGACUGCAAGUAUAAGUUUGGCAGCUGGGGGGAGUGUGACACAGCUACUGGAUCCAAGAACCGGUCUGGAACCCUGAAAAAGGCCCUGUACAACGCAGAGUGCCAACCCACCAUCAAGGUGUCUAAGCCAUGCCCCUCAAAGACCAAGACAAAGGCCAAAGGAAAGAAGGGAAGGGGGAAGGAGAACUAAAAGGUCCACAUUGAACAAGUGAUUGGUUUGAUUUUAUUACGCAAUAUCCUUUGCUUUUUCAACAAACAUAAUAUGCACAAGUGAAUUAUGAGAUGUCAAGUGGGCCUUUCCUUCAAAUACAGUAUAACAAAUGCUAAACGUCUCUGAAUAUUGACCAAAUAUCCCACAAACACUAUUUUUUCCACAUAUUUCCAGGUGUCGGUGGCCUGGCAUUUUGGCCUGCUUGUGUUCUGAUAAUUCCAUAGUGUUAGUAGGUUCCAGAUCUGGACAUGCUGUAUUAUGCAAGAUAUGCAAGAAACAGAUACUUUGACCUCCUUGUUUGAGAUUAUUUCUUAACCAGUAGAUCGUUUGAUAUACUUGAGUUUUUUUAAUUAAAAAUGUUCAUCUUACAUUGUUGUGAUUGUUAUAGUUUUCUCUUGACUACCAAUUAGUAUUACUAACAUAAUUGAUGAGUGGAUUUCAAUUGUGUGUGCCAAUUAGUAAAAGUAGAGAGAUGCAAAUCAACUAUUUUUCUAGUAAACUGAGGACUGUCAGCUCAACGUUUUUCAUGUACAAUACAAAGCUGAGCUUGAAUGCUCAAGAGAAUGCAGUCAUUGUCUUUGUAAAGAUAAUAGUGGUAUUGUUAAAACAAUUAGUUUUAUAAUAUAUACUUCAAAAGGUGUCUGGCAAUUUUCAGUGAACUGCUGUGUUCAUAUUUUUGCAAACACACAUACACACACCUUCACACAGUUCAUCUGUACUCUCAUUUUUAUAAUUACUGUCAUUAUUAUUCCACAAACCCUUGGAACAGAAAAGAACCAACCACUUUAAAUAAACUCUCCGAAUUUUGA
This is a messenger RNA of Coregonus clupeaformis (lake whitefish), 1424 nucleotides long. Its product is annotated as midkine-B. NCBI's taxonomy places the organism in Eukaryota, Metazoa, Chordata, Actinopteri, Salmoniformes, Salmonidae. The coding region runs from base 151 to 594 and encodes 147 amino acids. The record is from RefSeq and is a predicted model, not a curated record. Gene Ontology annotation, molecular function: growth factor activity. The transcript has 5 exons.